AUGGUUGGAUUUACUUCCGAUUGCAAGUAUUACUACAUGGAACGAGUUAGCACACAAAGGCAGUUGGCCAUCGCAUUUACUAGCAAAAUGUCGGGUAACUUGCUGAGUAACACAAAAAUCAAUCCCAAAAAGCAAGCCAAGGCCAUUACAACUCGAAGUGGAGUACAACUGCCUAAAAUCUACGUCAAGAGACUGGGUGUGAUUGUAGAGACAUCUUCUCCUGCUGUAGAAGAGACUGUUGUACAAGAUGAACAACCAAAGGAAUCAACUCUAAAGGAAAAUUCAGAAAAGUCACAGGAUAAGGCCAAAUUCACAGUCAACCCAUACGAGCCUCUGAUUUCUUUUCCACACUACGCGAAGUUUUUCAAAGAUAUUAUAUCAAACAAAUGCAAGCUGGAGGACAAUGAGGCAGUGAUGCUUACAGAGGAAUGCAGUGCCAGAAUCGAGAGAAAGCUCCCACCAAAACUGAAAGACCCAAGGAGUUUUACUGUUCUUUGGAGAGCGUUGAUUGAUGUCCAAAGGGGACAGUUGAUCUUAAGAUUGAGAGAGGAACAUAUAUCGUUCAAUAUUUUCAAGGCCAUGAAACUGCCAGCAGAAUCAGAUAACUGUUACCAGUUCAGUCAGAUUCUCUUGAAGUUGAAACAUGUACAAGAUUUUUGGAGACCAACCUGCCAUACACCCGAAAGAGGCACUUUGAGGAACUGGGGACGGGAAAUGCAAAGUCGUUGCUCUCCUUCAACAACGACCAGUUUUAGAACUCAAGCAACUACCGCCACAUCUCAGAUAUGCAUAUUUGGGAGAGUCAAUACACUUUCAGUAAUCAUUUCGAACACAGUCAAUGAGGUGGAGGAAGAAAAAUUGCUCAGGGUACUCAGAGAGAAUAAGACGACGAUUUGGUGGAUAAUAACUGACAUUAAAGAGAUCAGCCCUUCUCUAUCUAUGCAUAAAAUUCUAAUGGAAGAAAAUUACAAGCCAAGUAUAGAGGGUCAGGGAAGAUUGAAUCCGAACAUGAAGGAAGUAGUCAGGGCAGAGAUAUUGAAAUUACUGGAUGCAGGAAUUAUCUACCCAAUUUCAGACAGUGCAUGGAUCAGUCUAGUUCAAGUGGUGCCGCAAAAAGGGGGAAUCACAGUGAAAAAUGAGAAGAAUAAAUCAAUUCCCACUAGAACAUUGACGGGAUGCAGAGUUUGCAUCGAUUAUCGCAAACUAAACGCAGCUACACGAAAGGAUCACUUCCUACUUCCAUUCAUUGAUCAAAUGUUGGAGAGGUUGGUUGGACAUUCACAUUACUGCUUCCUUGAUGGAUACUCGGGCUACAAUCAGAUAUCUGUCGCACCGGAUGAUCAGGAGAAAACCAUUUUCACUUGCCCCUAUGGUACUUCUACAUAUCGUAAGAUGCCUUUUGGUCUUUACAACGCUCCAGCCACAUUUCAGAGGUGUAUGAUGGCAAUAUUCUAG
This is a messenger RNA of Olea europaea var. sylvestris, 1455 nucleotides long. RefSeq lists its product as uncharacterized. The record is from RefSeq and is a predicted model, not a curated record. NCBI's taxonomy places the organism in Eukaryota, Viridiplantae, Streptophyta, Magnoliopsida, Lamiales, Oleaceae. The coding region runs from base 1 to 1455 and encodes 484 amino acids. The transcript has 4 exons.